Messenger RNA from Anthostomella pinea, 948 nucleotides. The record is from the annotation of a GenBank genome assembly. NCBI's taxonomy places the organism in Eukaryota, Fungi, Ascomycota, Sordariomycetes, Xylariales, Xylariaceae.
AUGACCACAGUACUAGGCAAGCGCAAGUCGCGCACACAAAAGGCAGAGCCUCCAAUAUCCCACGAGGAGGCCCACGAGGUCUUCAGACGAUUAUUUGAGUCGCAAUUCCAGCCCCUACCAGACAUCACCCAAUCCACCCAACCAGCCUCAGCGCCUGAGCCCGAGGACCUGGCCUCCGACGAAGACGAUUCCGACGGCUCAUGGGGCGGCCUCUCUGAAACCGAGGGGGAAACGGGAUCCACGACCCUCAACACAACAGUCGAAGUCGUAUCGCACACAAAGACACCCACCACCCUCCCCAGCGGGCUCUCCAAGCGCGAAGCCAAAGCCUGGCUCUCGUCGCGCCCACCCACAGCAACAGACGCCAAGGUCGCCACCACCGGACCGAAAAACAAAAAGGGCAAAACCACAGCCGACGAAGACGCGCCAUCCCUCAUCAAGAACGACCUCGCGCUGCAGCGCCUGCUCUCCGAAUCGCACCUCUUCUCCUCCUCGUCGGCCACAAACGGGGGCGGGGGCGGAGGCAGCACAGAACACACGGGCCGCAACCGCCACCUGGCGACCGACCUGCGGCUGACGGCGCUCGGCGCCAAGGGCAGCAUCUUCAAGCAGGACAAGAUGCCGAUGCACAUGCGCAAGGGCAUCGUGUCGGCGGCGGCGGGCCGGGAGAGCCGACGGAGACAGGAGGCCAAGGAGAACGGCAUCGUGCUCGAGCGGCCGGUCGGUGCGGCGGCGGCGGUCGGGCACGCGGCGCUGGGCAGGAAGGCGACGAAGGCGAGGGGGAGAGAGCGGAGGGGGCCCGGUAGUGGGAGUAGAGACAGACCUGUUGGGGCGCCGUCGGUGGGUCGGCUGAAUAAUGGUACGCUGAAGUUGAGUAAGAGGGAUAUUCAUGAGAUUGAGAGUAGUGGGCCGAGGACGGGGAGGGGGGGUGGGAAGAGGAGGAUGUGA